AUGGCUAACAAAGAUCAAGAAAUCCUUGAUCUUGACCUUGCUAGAGUUUCAGAAUUGCGUCUUUCCACAGAAACAUCGGACAUAAAAGACUAUAGUAAGAGGUUCAAUGAGUCGCUGAAGCUUUUCCUUCAAGAAGAAGAUGAUGUGAAGUAUAUCAGUGAUAUCAAUCUUGGAGACUACGAAAAUUUCAACCCAGGACCGAGAAGUGAUGACAGUAAAGAAACUGAAGAAUUAAAGAAAGAUGAAGAUGUGAGAAAGCGGUUCUUAGGGAAGGUGACGGAGGCCUUUGGAAACUCAUCUGAUGAUGAAGGUGAUGAAUAUACUGCUAAUACUGAAGACAUUUCCACCAAUGUUGAAAGAUUGGAACAAGAUUUACGGGGAAUGAUAGCUGCAAGUAUUGUUGAAGCAUUCAAGAAGGAAGAAGCUGGUGAGGAUUUUGAACAAAAGAUGCAAACACUGAUGCGUGAAUGUAAAGAAAGAUUCAAGAAUGAUAGAGAUGAUGGAAAGAAGAGUUUGAUGGAGUACAUAGAAGAGUGUGACAUCGAAGUAUCUGAUAAAGAAUUCAGGGUUCUGAGUGUGAUAAAGGCUCAUGCUUUUAAAGUUGGGAUUAAUCUGUCUCGACUGCUUGUUGAUUUAGUGUUUAUGAUGUCAGGGAAAGAAGAAUUUGAAGCAAAGAUUGAAAGGUUCAACUCUGCACUCGAAUGGAUCUGUACUGAAGAUGCGAAUUCCAUUGUGAUUAAGAACAUUGUCAUUCUGCUGGAUCUGGCCAAAACGAAUGUACCAAUGAAAGGAAAGUGGGCUGGUUUGGAACAAACAGAAAUAGAUGACCUAUUUGAUCAACUCCUCAAGAAAGUUCUGCAUCUGCUCCUUGAUCAAUUCCUAGAGCUAGCUCUGCAUUUGGAAUGUAUUAUGAGUCAUCCACAUCUUCCCAAAGAACUAAAUGUGGCUCAGUCAGCCCUUGAAUGUGGUCUCGAGCAAUCUAAGAAGAAGCUGAAUGAUAUAUGGAAGGAUAUUAAUAAAUUGAAGGUAAUUUCUUCAUUCAAACUAGAGCAUACAGAUGUGAAGGAAACUCGGGAUGUAAUGGAGUGUAUGAUAGUUGAAUUAUGGAAUUAAUCAGAAUCUUCGUACAAGCUCGAGUUAAAGGUUUGAGGCUCAAUUUCCUUGUUCUUGUAGUGUCCAAAGCUCUCAUGCAAAGGUUAGGAAGGUGAAAAGGUUAAACAUAGAUUCAUUGAUUAGAUUUAAACUUCUGUUUUGUCGCCUGAUUUGAUAUUGUGUGAUUUGGUUAGUUCUGUUGGUACUAGUACAAACUGCUUGUUAGUUGUUUGGGGCAGAGAUUUGAACUCCAAAUUGU
Quercus lobata is the source of this 1351-nucleotide messenger RNA. RefSeq lists its product as uncharacterized. The coding region runs from base 1 to 1113 and encodes 370 amino acids. The transcript is spliced from 2 exons. The record is from RefSeq and is a predicted model, not a curated record. NCBI's taxonomy places the organism in Eukaryota, Viridiplantae, Streptophyta, Magnoliopsida, Fagales, Fagaceae.